CAUGAUCGAAUUACGCUAAACUGCUGCUGGGAAUGGAAAGGAGGGUGGCCUCUCUUCCUGGUUUCCUGUGCUGCAUCAUGCACGAACAUCUCGCCUGUCAAAAAAUUCAUAGCGGUCAAGUCAAAAGCAGCCCUGGUGAGGGAACAGAGAAAACGGCAAAUGCAGAAGGACUGGGGGUUUAUCCGGCAUUACUUGCAAGUUUAUCACCGUCCCUAAAAUUCAUUGGUCUCUCUCUCUCUCUGUGCAGACAACCGGUUGAGAGAUGCGUGUCCGGAAUCAACUCUCACCCUUUCUUCUGUUCAUAGCAGCCAACUCCUAGGGGCUGAGGUCCCUUCGCCCCCCCUAAAAUAUUUGAGCCCCCCCCCCAAAGUUAAUAGGCAUAGCCAUUCAAAUAGAGUGCGUGUGGUCGAUUACGCAGGGCGGGGCUUACCUGCCCCCCCAAAAUAAUUAUUCCAAUUGGCACCCCUGCUUCUGUUAUCCAUUAAGCAAGAACGAGCGAGCCGCAGACACGAGUGUGUGAACGAGGGAGGGGACCCCUCCACUAACGACUCCGGUUGUGUGGAGCCACACGAGCGUGUCAGCUGCCCUCGUUCGCCAAAACAACAACAACAACAACGCCUGGCUGUUUAUCUCGGCGGAGGCCCCGGCGGGGAGGCGGGCAGCAGCCUCCUUCGCUUGGGAAACUCCUGGCAGGGCCGUGCGGGGAGAGAGGGCGGGCCAGGCAGGCAGGCGGGCAGGCAGGCAGGCGGCAAGCGGGGCGGGGGGCAGAGCUGGGCGGCUUUCCAAGUGUCGCGAGCGAGGCAGGCGAGGAGGGAAGCAGGGCACUCGGGCAGUGGCCGCGGGGGAGCCGGGGGACGCGAAGCAGCCGAGGCCUUGCAGCGGAGGACGCGAGCGGCACGCCAGGCCGGGGGAAGCCCCACGAAGGGCCUGCAGAGCAGCCAGCAUGCCCGCCUCCGGAGGGGAGUAAGUUCGCCUCGCGCGGCAGGACCCAACUUCGCCUCCGCCGAGAGGACGGCGCGCGGCGAAGGGGCGGCUCGGGCUCGGCACUCCUCCCAACUCGCCGCAGCCGGGCGGGCGGGGGGGGGGCUUUCACCUCUGGCCCGAGCGGGGCAGGGCUCGGGGGGAGGCAGGCGGGAGAAGCCUCUCCUUGGGCCUCGCACUUGGAGGAAACUUCCCCCCAAGUUCGGAGCUCUGUCCCUCGCUUGAGCAGGUGCUGAAGGCCAUGGGCGCGUUUGUUUUGGUGUUGCUAAUGCCUGUCUCUCCCUACUCUCGUGUCGUGUGAAUAGCGGGGUCCCCCGUCCCCCGUCCCCGAAGCCUGGCAGGAGCGGGCCCUUCGCUCUUCUCGUAUUUCCCAAGUUGGUUGUUUUGGGAAGCCGGACUAGGGGGCAGCUGAUGUUUAUAUCCGACAAUGAUCGCACCACAUGGGCAUGGCUGGCCGGGGAGGGGAGCGUUGCUAGGGUAUUUAUAGGUUGUGGAAUCCGACCGCGACGCGAGGCUGGAGGGGAAAACAUGACCCCCCCUCCCCUCUCCUCCCCUCCCCUCUCCCUUCCUGGCCCUGCCUAGGUAUUUGCGUUUCUGCUCUGUCGCUCAGCAUCAGCUGUGCCAACAGAAUGCAACAAAGAGUCUGGUGGCACCUUAGAGGCCUAGGGUUGCCAUAGUUCAAAAAGUACAAUUCCUGACACCAGCAGAUUUGUUGUUGAGCUUUAGUUAGGAAGACCCCAAAAUUGUUGAGCUUUUUGGGGGGAACCUCCCCUCAAAAUAGUGAUUUUAAAAAAAAGCUUUUGGAGCAGUUUCCGCUGCUUUUUCCGUCGCGUUGCCAUACAACCGGGUUUCCCCAGACAUUUUGCCAAAAUUCCCCCUCACACCAUUUUUACACCCGAAAACCAGGACAAGUCAGGAAUUUUCUUGUGGUAUGGCAAGCCUAUAGAGGCCACAGUGUUUAUUGUGGCAUGAGCUUUUUGGGGGCGAGAGAGCUCACUUUGCCAGAUGCAUCGCUGAGAGGAUUUUUGUCUGGAUUCUCGUGCUACAAUAAAUACAGGACACAAGAUUCGGGUUGGUUUUGCUGCGUCAGACUCAGUAACUGCUGUACCACCCCCACUACCCUGAAUUUGCCACGGAAAUGUUGUGUCUACUAGAGGACAAUGGUGUAAGUUGAUGAAGGCUGUUGUCCUGUACAUGCUUAUCUGGGAGUAAGUUCCACUGAAGUUGACAGGGCAUGUUUCUGAAUAGGCAACUUGCAGGAAUUGCAGUGUGUAUGAAGGAAGUUGCUCCCCCUAAAAACAAAAGAAACAUCCAACAAAAAUGUGCAAAAAAAUUAUUACUGUACUCAUUUGUUGCAAAGGAUUCAGAUGUCUUUCUUCCAGAUAGCUAAUUUCUCCAGCCUUCAGGCCACCUAUCCAAAUACAGCUUCCAGUGCAAUAAAUAAGUGUUUCGUCUUGUGUCAUGCCUACAAUAUCAGCAACAAGGAUGUCAUUUAGAGAGGGAAGCUCAGUUUUCUUCCUCAACAAUUUCAGGGUGCCUUCAUUGAUGUAAAAUAAUUGCCAAUUGUUAUUCUUCAGGAAAAACUAUAUAUUUAUUGUUAUGAGAUAUAAAAAGUAUCCACAAUAAAUGCUCUUAAAAUAAUAUUGUUUUGAUGUUUUUUGUAUUUAUUUUAAUAAUUCCAUCUGGAAUGUAUCCAAGACCAGGCCUUUGAAGUUUGCUGUGACUCGUGACUUGAAAGAGCACAUCUUCUUCCACCAGUUCCCAUUUCAUUUUAAACGAGGGAUGGGGAAUGUCUCCAGCUGUUGUGCAACUGCAUCUCCCACCAUCCCUGAUUAUUGGCCAUACUGCUUGGGGUUGAUGGCAGUCAAAGUCCCAACAACUUCUAGAUCCAUUUGAGUCUGACUGAAGGCCUGGUUUUCAGGGUGAAAACAACCUUGGUCACCCUGACUGAUGACUUAACAGGAGAGAGGGAGAACUGCAACCCUGUUGCUAGAAAAAAAGCUAGUAGCACACAGCCUGGGUUUCUGGUAGAAAUGGAAACCUGCAAAUGGCCAUGAUUCUCAGUGGAUGUGGAGCUGCAUUCCUGAACCUGGUGCCCUGCACAUGUUUUGGACUACAACUCCUAUCAACCCAACAAGGACUGAUGGGAGCUGCAUCCCAAAACAUGGAUUGCACCAAAGGCUGGUGUAAAGUGACAUUACUGUAUCUUCCUGCAAUAGCUACGAUGAAACCCCUAUACAUUGUAGUCCUCCUCUCUUCUCUGACACUUAUCUCUAUGUGAGCAUCCACGCACCUGAGAGACCUCUUUGAUGUUCUGUCCUGUAGCCCCAAGGGAGAGGAUUAUUCCACAGCCAUCCUGCGCCAGAAACAUCGUCCCAACCGCCUCAUUGUAGAUGAAGCGGCCAAUGAAGACAACAGCAUUGUGAGCCUGUCUCAGGUAACUAUAAAUCUACUGCUCACCUUUCCUGUCCAUAGUGUCCUUUGCCCCACAUUCCACAGUCAAUUUAGCCGUUGUCACUGCUGCUUUAUUCUAGACCAUUGCCCUCUGCUCCUUAGCUAGUCUGGCCAGUCCAUUUUCUCAAAUCCUGCACCCAGUGAAUAUAAUGACCCCAUCUCACCAUAUAAUGGCCAAGAACCAGUGCAGUACAGCAUGGGGAGAAAGAUAGUUCUACCAUAUAGUGGUGGGGAGGGGAAGUGGAAUCAAGAGGAGGCUGUUGGGGUCAAGGGGUGCAUGCGUCAUGGUGCACAUCCCCUGACCAUAAUCCUUUCUUGAAUAUAAUCUUAGCCGUUAGGGGCUCGAGCAGGUCAAUCCCCCAGCCCCUGCCACAUUCCCCCUCCCCCCCCCCCCGUGUCCCAUGGCUCUUGGAAGGCAGUGAGCGCACUCAGUCUAUGUUGGGCCAUCCUUCCCCUUUCUUUUCAGCUUACAAACUAAAUUUAUGGGGAAACUUCUAAAUAUGUCAAGCCACUCUGUGUGUGUCUAACUUUUUGGGAAGAAGGGCAAGAUAUAAAAUUCCAAAUAACCAGUGGUAGUUUGGGGUUGGGUCAUGUGUGUGUAUUUAUUUUUUUGUUAUAACUGUUAAUUAUUUGGUUGGGUUAACUGAUUUUAACCUAUAAGAUAAAGAAAUAUUGCUUAUGUCCAUUAGACUAAAAAAUGAUUGCUCGUCUGCCUUUCCUAAUCUAUAGCUGAGAACUGCACGCAUAUAUUUUGUGUCACAAACAUGAUGUGAUUUGAAUGUUAACAUAAAGAGCACACAGAGACUGUUGAGAAAUAUACAUAAGCAACCCAUGUGUGCAGAAUUUUGCCAAGGCUGAUGUGAGCACAUGAUUUGAAUUCAAACAUAUCUUAGAUUUGCCAAUAUGCAACAGAGGUACCUAAACGGUGUUUUAUUCUGUUUGAUGUUUUAUUCUAUUUUUUAAUCUGUUGGGAGCUGCCCAGAGUGGCUGGGGAAACCCAGCCAGAAGAGCAGGGUAUGUAUGUAUGUAUGUAUGUAUGUAUAAAUAAAUAAAUAAAUAAAUAAAUAAAUACUAAAAAAAAACACCCCAUAGAUUUGAUUUUCUCCAGAAAGACAGGCAAUAACACACACAAUGGUUAUGCAAAAGUAUACAAUUUCCGUUCUCACAAUGCCUUACAAAACACACAUUGCAAAUGCAUCACAGGCAUCCCACCUGCACAAACAGAUGUGCCACAUUUGACCCCGCAAGAACCACAUCAUGAAAACACACACAGCUGCAUGUCAUCUAUUGGAAAGUGACCUUGCCUCAGUCCCAUUCUUGGUUCAUCGCAGGCCAAGAUGGAAGAGCUGCACUUGUUCCGGGGGGACACGGUGCUGCUGAAGGGGAAGAAGCGCCGGGAGACAGUCUGCAUCGUCCUCACGGAUGACUCCUGCCAGAACGAGAAGAUCCGCAUGAACCGCGUUACCCGCAACAACCUCCGUGUGCGCCUCGGAGACGUGGUCAGGUGAGGCCUGUCCGAAUGGAACUAGGGGCAGGAAGAAAGCAUAGGAAAGGGAGUUGUGCUGUGAAUGUGCUAGGGUGAGUGUGCGCUGCUACAGGGAGCACCAGAGGGCAAACUGUGCCACACAGUCAGCAAAGGCUCAUAGUGGAGCUAUUUUAAGCUUUUGGAGGGAAUCAGCCCUUGUUAUUGGUAAUUUGCAUGUGCACAUCCAUCUGUAUGUAUACUUAUUUGAAGUUGUCCAGCAUGGAAUCUGUUAAAUUGGAAUCUAUUAAAAUUGGGGACAAUGCUAGAGCUUGGGAACGGCUGCUGUGUUGCACACCCAGUAUGUUGCAUACCCAGUAGAUCCAGCUUGUUCCUGAAGAGUGUGUUUGUGCAUGUGUGCGCGCGCUCUGCUACUUUACGGAAGCUAGCUGAGCCUUCCCUUGUCUAGUGUGCAGGCUUGUCCGGAUGUGAAGUACGGAAAGCGGAUCCACGUUCUGCCCAUUGACGACACCAUUGCAGGCUUGACUGGGAACCUCUUUGAAGUUUACCUCAAACCCUAUUUCCUCGAGGCCUAUCGACCUGUGCACAAAGGUGAGGAGGGGCAACACUAGGCCUGUCAUAAGGAACAAGGCUAAAUGGGAGGGAGGCAGUGCUGGAAAGAGGGGCCUUCGACCUGGAGGUGAAGGGGGCUGCAGUGAAGACAGCAUCAGCACCCAGCGUGGUGGGGUAAAUGCCAGGUUCCAUGGGCCCCAGAGACCCCACCACAGCUGAUGCCGACCUCUCUUUGUGCUCUUGCUCUCUCCCACAAUUUCAUUACAGUGGUACCUCGGGUUACAUAUGCUUCAGGUUACAUACGCUUCAGGUUACAGACUCUGCUAACCCAGAAAUAUUACCUCAGGUUAAGAACUUUGCUUCAGGAUGAGAACAGAAAUCGUUCAGUGGCUGCACAGCGGCAGCAGGAGGCCCCAUUACCUAAAGUGGUGCUUCAGAUUAAGAACAGUUUCAGGUUAAGAACAGACCUCAGGAACGAAUUAAGUUCUUAACCUGAGGUACCACUGUAUUGCUGUAAGAUAAAGCGCUGGGCUAAGUAGCCGAGGGGAUGCGGGUGGCGCUGUGGGUUAAACCACAGAGCCUAGGAUUUGCUGAUCAGAAGGUCGGCGGUUCGAAUCCCCGUGACGGGGUGAGCUCCCGUUGCUCGGUCCCUGCUCCUGCCAACCUAGCGGUUCGAAAGCACGUCAUGUGCAAGUAGAUAAAUAGGGACCGCUCCAGCGGGAAGGUAAACGGCGUUUCCGUGUGCUGCUCUGGUUUGCUAGAAGCGGCUUAGUCAUGCUGGCCACAUGACCCGGAAGCUGUCUGCGGACAAACGCCGGCUCCCUCGGCCUAUAGAGCGAGAUGAGCGCGCAACCCCAGAGUCAGUCACGACUGGACCUAAUGGUCAGGGUUCCCUUUACCUUUACCUUUAAGUAGCCGAAGCCACUGCUACCUUGGUGAUUUGUGUUUUAUUUAUUACUAUCCUUAUAUCCCACUUUUCCUCCAUGCAGCUCUAGGUGGCACCCAUGGUUUUCUCCUUCCUCAUUUUAUCCUCAAAACAACCCUAUAGGCUGAGAGUGAGUGAGUGGCCCAACGUCUCCCAGUAAGCUUUGUGGCUGAGUGGGAAUCUGAACCCCAGUUUCCCAGGUCCUAGGAGUUUAGCUGCUGCACCACACUCACCUCCUCCACACUUCUGGGCCCCACCUUUGGCAUGUGCCACUACAGGAGUGGAGCCUAGAGGCAUUAGAGAUAAUAAAGAUGGUGGCUGCUGCAGCUGCCUCACCCAAAGCUUAUCUUUACAGCACCGAGCUGAGGGAGACCUGGCCAGCUGGACUAGUGCCACUGCCCAUCCCUUCUGCCCCCAGAAAACUUUGGGGAGGGCUGACAGGAAGAUGCUGGGGAGAGGAGCUUCUGGAGGGCACCAUGCCAAGGGACUAACUUGGCACUGGUUCUACUUCUAAGCACCGGGGAGAUUGUUUUCUCAGUCUGAGCACAGUUUGGGGCUGGGUUUGGCAACCCCACUGGGAUUUAUAUUCCCAGUUCUCUUGUUUACUUGCAGGUGUUGCCUUUUCCUAUUUUGCCCCAGAACUGUCACUUUCCAGCCUUUGUUGUGGGUCCUCAGGUUAGCAUACCAAAUUCGAAACCUUUGGAGCUAGCAAGGUGCUUCCUCUUGUCUUCCCAGGUGACAUUUUCCUUGUGCGAGGCGGGAUGAGGGCUGUGGAGUUCAAGGUGGUUGAGGUUGACCCCAGCCCCCACUGCAUCGUUGCUCCUGACACCAUCAUCCACUGCGAGGGGGAGCCCAUCAAGCGAGAGGUAUGUAUGGUCUGAAGAGAUGCACCUCAGGGAUGGGAGAGCAGGCAGCUGGAUUAUGGUUGGGCGAUUAUUACUAGAAGCCAUUCAAGCCAUUUGGAUAGUGUAGAGGCACAGGAUUUUGAGGGUGGGAUAUGCUGUACAAGAUCAGCACUGUCCAGUUUGUUUGGUACAUGCAAAUAACUGUGGUCCUCAGUAAAAUUUUAUUUUUUAGAAAAUAAUUCUGUGGAAGAUGCACCUCAACAAAAUUGAAGAGAGGCGUAAGGGAAGCCUUCUGACCUCUCAAUGUUGUUGGACUGCUACCUCCUAUCACCUCUAACCAGCAUGGCCAAUGGUUGAGGUUGACAAGAGUUUGUAGUCCAGCAACAUCUGGCAGGGCCCACAGAAGAGUUAAGGCACGAAUCCUGCCUCCUCAGUUUACUCAGCAUGUUAACUAUGUCAUAUAAGCUUUGUGGGACAGGGUGCUCUGUUGUUGAGAUACUUUCCUGCUCACCCCUCCGCUCUGUCAGGAUGAAGAGGAGAGCCUCAAUGAUGUCGGCUAUGAUGACAUUGGGGGCUGCCGUAAACAGCUGGCUCAGAUCAAGGAGAUGGUGGAGCUGCCCCUGAGACACCCAGCGCUCUUCAAAGCUAUUGGUGUGAAGGUACGGCAGGGGAAGUGGGAAGGCCAGGGCGUAAUAGCUUCCAGAGGACCAUUCUUCACUGUUGUUCAUGAAAUGUAUUACAACAGGGGAAGCUGAUGUUGUGCCCUCUAGGAACUGGAGGCUUCAACUCCCAUGCUGGCUGGGACUGGUGGGAGUUGUAGUUCACAACACCAUACUAGCUAUCCCUGUGUUGCAAAAUUCUUCCAUAGGUUGCAAUACUAUAAUCAAUAUGAUAAUCUUUAUUGUCACUGUCCCUUACAGAACAACAAAAUUGAAAAAAUCUACAUCAGACAUUCAAAAAUGUGGACGAGUAUUCCUUCUGCUUUGUUCCCACCACCUUUCUCUCUAAGCAGAAUUUUCUGUGUCAUUCAUACUUCCACUCCUAAAAUAAGCAAGCACCCUUUUCCUGCCUCCCACAUUGUAGGCUCUCUUGGCUUCAUUGGCCAAAGCAUCUUUUCUGGCCCAUUGACCUCUCACCAGGGAUGGACUGAGACAUUUUGACACCAUGGGGGGGGGGGUGGCUCAUGAGGCUCUGCAAGGGCUUCCCUUCAAGGAAAAGCCUUUGUGAAGCAUCACCACCAGGGGCGGGGGGGGGGGGGACGUGCAAACUCUGCAAGGGCUUAGCUGGGGUGUAACACUGUGCACUGGAAUGCCUCCCUCUUGACAAGACUCUUGGCAAGCAGGGAUGUUCCACAAGGCUUUGCUGCUGGUCUGUUUCUGCCCCUAGGGGCAAGGGAGACCAGCAAGCAACACACUGCCGCUCUCCUGCUGCAGAAGCCUCCUUUACAUGGUUUGUGGUGGGAGCAGUGUGGGAAGGCAGGGUGUCUGUGAGGGCACCACCCUCACCGCUUCCAUUGCCUGAGGCGACUGCUUCACCCGCCUCAUGGGUGGGCCAGCUCUGCCUCUGUCACUGUUGGAGGACCUAAUUAUUUUGCACAGACUCUCCUUAUAGGACUCCUCUGCCUUCCCUCCUUUCUUUCCCUAGCCUCCACGAGGGAUUCUUCUUUAUGGUCCCCCUGGCACUGGGAAAACACUUGUUGCCCGUGCUGUUGCAAAUGAAACCGGAGCCUUCUUCUUCCUUAUCAACGGUGAGAAAUACUGUGUGAAAUGGAGGGAGGGAAGUUGUGUGGGGGAUCUUAGCAAAACCUAUCCAUCCAUUCUUCAUCCAUUGAGGACAACCACUCUAAUCCUUCUUGCCACCCAGAAAUAAAUGAUAGUUAUGAUUAAAGUGAAGCCGGUGUACAGGAGAUGUAUAAACUCUGGGCUGUGUCCAAAGCAGGCACAGCAGAACUGGCAAUAGUAUUUUUGAUGCCAUGCCAUUUCAUUCUCCAACUGUCCUCUAUAGCUACUCUGAAGUAUAGAAGAGGCUGUUUUAUAAUCUUAGACUAAGUAUUGUCUUCUGUUCUUCUACAGGCCCAGAGAUCAUGAGCAAACUGGCUGGGGAAUCGGAGAGCAACUUGCGCAAAGCCUUUGAAGAGGCAGAGAAGAAUGCUCCAGCCAUUAUCUUUAUUGAUGAGCUGGAUGCCAUUGCCCCUAAGAGGGAGAAGGUGAGAGAUGGCAUUAUUGGGAGCAGAUAGUGAAGUUAUCCCACUUUGCCGAAAGACAGCUGCCUGUUCAAACUGGGAUCCUUCUAUGAUUGGCUGCUCCCAUCUCAGAUGUGUUGGGAAGGUAUCCUCAAUGCAAUAAACUGCCUCCAGAAAUGUCAAAAGCAACUAUAUCUCACCAUUAGGUGAAAUAUUAGUUUAAACGAAGCCUGUGUGUUUUCCCUCAACACACACACACACACACACACAUGCACAGAGAGAAAGAGAGGGGGGGGCUGAAUUUAGCCAGAGGUAUGCUGGUCUUUCCCCAGUUGUAUUACUUGGGAAAUGCUGGUGUGUGAUAUUCUUUGGGGCUGUUGAUAGCACUGGCACAUUCUGUAAAGCUGUUCAGCGUGAAAUGAGAGAGGAUAUGGCAGAAUGGAAUAAACCCGGUUCUGGAUGUGCUUAAUGCUGUGAUGGAACAGAAAUCAUUAAGUUUUGUACAGUACCAGGAACAGUGACUCUCUCCCAGCCUGACACUAGCAGGAGCCAUGCUGAGAGAGCCCAGUUCUAUUCCCAUCACAGUUAUCUUCAGCUUGGCGGUAAGUUUGUGUAAUGUAGAAUACGGUAAUCCUUUCUUGGCAUUAUACUGCUGGUGGAGGAAAAGGUGCUGCCAAAUACCUUCCCCCUUCCUCUUGCUUCUCAGAAUGCUGCAAAAUCCUGUCCUAUGGAUCCAAGUACAAGAGAUGCUGCAAGGGAUGCAAUUCAAUCUUUUGCCCUGUUAUGGUGCUCACCUUGGGCCCCUCCUCCAGAUGUUUGCAUGUCUUCCCUUUAAUCAUGCAUCCCAUACUUUUCAAUGCAUGUUACUUUCCAAACUGCAGAAAGCCCUUUUUAAAAAUAAAGUGGAUUUUGUUGGGCUAGGGCAAUAAACUGCUCUAAUCCACUCUAACUGCGCAAACUUGAAAUUCCUGUGAGGUCUUGAAUCUUUCCACAAAAUCCUGACCACCUGGAGGCAGCCAUACAUUGCUGUACAGUGGAACCUCUACUUACGGACAUAAUCCGUUCCGGAGGUCCAUCUGCUGGUCUAAACAGUACGCUAGAAGAGGCUUCUUGUGCGCAUGCGCAUUCGGCAGUAACACACUUGUGCACAUGCACAGAUGGCAGAAGCCGCUUCCGUGCAUGCGCGAAUCGCGGCAAACCUGGUGUUUACGUCCGGGUUUGCCGUGGAUGCAACUUGGAAUGUCCACGAGAUGAGGCGUAUGUAAGUCAAGGUUCCACUGUAUCUCCCAAGUUUGCUCUUGUGCACAUUUACCACCACUAGGGGUAGCCGUGUCCAAAAUUUUAGUCCUAGGAUGGAUUUGUUUGACUUCUAAGCUAGGGUAUGAGAGCCAGUUGUUGUUCCAGCGUUUCUUUCAACUUUGGGCUCCCGUUUCAGACACAUGGAGAAGUGGAACGCCGCAUUGUGUCCCAGCUGCUCACACUCAUGGAUGGCCUGAAGCAGCGCUCACAUGUGAUAGUCAUGGCGGCUACAAAUCGGCCCAACAGCAUCGAUCCUGCACUGCGCCGGUUUGGUAGGAGACUGUCCUGCAUUCUCAUCCAUCUGCUCUAGGAACUCUCCUCCUUCUCCUCCCUUGGCUGUGAGCCUUAAAUCCAUUGAGGAAAAUGCCAGAGUCCCAUUGUCACAAGUUGCUCCUAAAGGUGCUGGCUGUAACAAGAGACAAGUUUCUAGCUCUCUUGUUUAAUCCAUGGGGGCCUUAACCUUCCCAGAUGCCAACCCAUCUCCAGGGACACAUCCUAACUACUUAGUCCCACUUCCCAUUCAUUGUUCCCUCAUCUGCAAGAUAUGAUAGUUAUGAGGAUGAAAACAGCACACUCAAGGCUAAGGAGUGUCAUUUUUGGUAGUUCUGGGCUCAGUGCUCCUUUACCCUCUGCAGGGCGCUUUGACCGAGAAAUUGACAUUGGGAUCCCAGAUUCUGUGGGAAGGCUGGAAAUCCUGCAGAUACACACCAAGAACAUGAAACUGGCUGACGAUGUGGACCUGGAGAGGGUGAGGAGCAGGCAGUGGAGGCCCAUGGGGAGGCAGGGUGGAUCCAAGGGACACUUGGAGAUGCAUGGGCUCUUUAGAGCUUGGUAAGGGCUGCAUUAGGCAGGAACACUUAUCUCUUGAUUCUGCUACAUGUCUUAAUGAGCUGUCACAGGUCACACACAAUAGGUGGAACACUCCAUCUCACACUCCUCAAGCCAUGCCUUUCAAGGAUGCCACUUCCCACACUGACCAAGAGGUUCAACAUCAAGGGACGCACCUCAUAUGUGACCCAGGUUGGGUGGGAGGAUGCAGGUUAAGAGCCAUGGCCCUAGGUGCAAAGAUGUGAUGCACAUGAAUUAUAGUAGCUCUCAGGCUACUAGUGGAUAACAGGGUAUGCAGGAAACCUAAGGAGACAGCAGCAUGCUUUGGGGAUUGCCUGUGUGUGCUUGUCAGGGCGUGCUUAUCCUUGCUCAGAGACUGGGUAUGAAGAGUAGAAUGACAGUUCCAGAAAGUACCCUGUAUAAAAUGCAGGGUGCGCUACAUUUGCCUGAGAUCAACUGAGGACUCAUCCACAUUUCCAUUUGCCCCACUGCUUUCCCCUUGGGGAAACCUGCAGUUUAGCGCUGAAAUGGAGCAGACGGCAAACGUGUUUUCUGCAGAUUGGCGUUUGUUCAGUGCUAAAAGAGCAAGUUUGCCAGCAGUCUAUUGUUUGGGACAGCUGAUUACACCUCUAGCUGCAAGGAAAGGCUCUUUGCAUCAUUAGGAGAGGCUCACUUUCCUUAGAAGCUGCUUCAGGAACCCUUAAGGAACUGUCCUAGGGAAUGACACCCCAUAGAAAGCCCCCUCCAACACACAGUUUGUGAUUACAGGUGGCCAAUGAAACGCAUGGGCACGUGGGUGCUGACCUGGCAGCUCUGUGUUCUGAGGCAGCGCUCCAAGCUAUCCGCAAGAAGAUGAGCGUCAUUGACCUGGAGGACGACACGAUUGAUGCUGACAUCCUCAAUUCCAUGGCUGUCACUAUGGAUGACUUCCAGGUGGGCCAGCUCUUGGCAAUCCAAUAGCAAGAGCUCUUAAGCUAAAUAUAUGUAGCUAUCACCCUUGUUCACUUUGUUCGCCAACCCCAGUGGCCCUACCAAACCCACUUCCCCCUUGCUAACCCCCCUCCCUUUACACCCCCAGUCUUCCUGUUGAUCCCACUGUUGCUGCUGCUGCUUGAGACAGGAGGAAAAAGCCAGCGUUGAAAAUGUGGGCUUCUUUCUUGUGCUUUCUUCAGCUGCAGCAGGUUUUGUGUAUGUUUGUGUGUGAGAAAGUGAGUGAGUGUCAGAGCAAAGCUUCUUUCUCCACUUUGUCCUCUCCCCCUCUUCCCUCCAUCACUGCUGGUGUGCUGGGAAGCCAGAAAAGGAAGACGGCACUUCAAAAUGCAGGCUUUUUCCCUCCUGUCUUCCACAAUGCAGAGUGACUUAGACCUUCCCUUUUCCACUGUGCCUUCCUGCCUUCGUGCACCUCUGGUUCCCUCCUCCUCACUGGCUUUGGUCGCCCACAUACUUGCUCACUUGGCCAAAGUGCCCUGGUGUUCCUGGGUUGCUCUUGGGGGAUUCUAUGGGAAGCAAGGAAGGAACCUGCUGCCUCUGUCCAGGGAGGCGCAGAACUUCAAUGCUUCAUGUUCUCUUCUGCUUUGUAGUGGGCCCUUGGACAGAGCAACCCGUCAGCACUUCGCGAGACUGUAGUGGAGGUUCCACAGGUCUGCUGGGAAGAUAUUGGAGGCCUGCAGGAAGUCAAGCGUGAACUACAAGAGCUGGUGCAGGUCAGUAGCAGCAUGGUGUGGUUCAGCCCCCAGAUAGGAAAGAGAAGCAUUAAUGUGCUGCUUCAAAACUGGUACAGCAGAAGAGUGUCCUGACUACAUGGUCAGUAAGGGGGAACAGUCCCAGUUCUCUAACACACACCCCACUCCCUCUCACCCUCAACAGUUCCCAGUGGAGUAUCCCGACAAGUUCCUGAAAUUUGGAAUGACGCCAUCACGAGGUGUGCUUUUCUAUGGACCUCCUGGCUGUGGCAAGACUCUCCUGGCCAAGGCAAUUGCGAAUGAGUGCCAGGCCAAUUUUGUCUCCAUCAAGGGGCCUGAGCUGCUCACCAUGUGGUUUGGAGAAAGUGAGGCCAAUGUCCGCGACGUUUUUGACAAGGUACAAAGUGGAUGCAGGGUGGGACAGAUGAACACUCACUUGAAAUCAGGUGGGCUCUGACACUGGAUAGCUUUCAGCUUCAGAUAAAGGCAUUUCUCUCUUACCAGGCCUUUGAGAAACAGCAGCAAGCCAUUUUUUAGUGUUGUCAAAUGAAUGGGGAUGUAUACUGAAUUCUAAAUGCGGUAUUCUAUAGCUUUGUAAGUAGUUUUUGGAUUGUUUUAUGUAUCUUAGUUGCAACUGGUCCUGAGGCCAUGUAACAAAGCACAGGAUAUACAUUUUAUGGCUGAAUGAAGAAGCAACUAAGUAAUGAGAGGGCAGCAACUGGAAGUUCCAACUACUUUCCAGUAGCCCAUAUGAAGAACUAAAAGCAAAGGAGAUUGUAGCAAACCUCCAGACUUUAUUAUCAUUUUUAAAAACAACAACAAUUGUUGUUGUUGUUAAGGGAGGCCCCUGGUGGUAUGUUCAAUAAAGAUUUGCCUAUCAGUCUUCCACAGGGAGCAGAUAUCUAUAUAGUUUCUAUAUGGUCUUUGUGGAAUACAGUUUCUGUGCUGCAUUCUUAUUGGCAGCCUGAAGAUCUGCCCACUAAGCACCCAGUGUUAACUAGGUCCUUCCUAACAUAUUACUUGGGAACCACUGAGCUAAGAGCCUCCAGCUCUUCGUUGCCAUUAGGUGUGGGUGGCUACCAUGCAGCCCUCAGUUCACCACCUUCACCCUAUAAAUAGGGACAGGCAGCUGGUGUACCUACUGUUGGGGAUGCACUACACAGGGUAGACGUGGAGCCUUUGAGCUCUAGAUCACACUGGUACCUUGCAUCCCCCAGGCCAGGCAGGCUGCUCCCUGCAUCCUCUUCUUUGAUGAACUGGACUCCAUUGCCAAGUCCCGUGGUGGCGGUGCAGGAGACGGCGGAGGUGCAGCUGACCGUGUCAUCAACCAGAUCCUCACAGAGAUGGAUGGCAUGACCAACAAGAAGACAGUUUUCAUCAUAGGUGCCACCAACAGGUAAAGAGGGUGGGGAAGGGAGGGUACAGUUGGGUGGCCAAGUCGUGCAUAAGAACUGUGCUGGGUCUCCUCUCAAAGAAAGCUGCUCUGUUGACAUAUGAUCAACACCAGGCUGUUUGUCCCAGUGCAAACUCAGCCACUUGGCCCCUUUGGAAGGAGGGUUCUUUGGAAGGAGAAUGUUCUGUAUCACAGCUUCCCUUCAUGCAAAGUUACACCUCCUUCCUUGCUAAUUCUUAUCCGUCACGACUAUAGAAUCUGCUCUUUGCUUUAAGCUUGGUUACCGAUGAAACUAAGAGCUUGAGUGAGGAGAGCCAUGUGUCGCUGCCUUGGGGGAAUCAAGAAACACAGUUCUCUAAGGGGAUGGCUAGUCCCGUUGACCAUAGUGAAUCCAUAUUCCUUUUUCAUCCCACAGCAGGGAAGCUAAGCGAGGAAACCCUUAACAAGAGUGAUUGUUGGUAUGCAGACCCUGACUGCUUUGCUCCAAAGGAAUGUGUAUCUCUGGGUGAAAAAUAUUCCCUUUCCCUGCCUUGACACCUGUGAAUGGAUACCCCCGUCUGUGCUGUUGCCGAGCUGAGCUGAGAUUAUCUAGUGCCUUAUCUAGGGUGAAGCAGCCAAUAUACCUUGAAUAUAUUCUCUGUCUCUUUGGCCUCCAGACCAGACAUCAUUGACCCAGCCAUCCUUCGUCCAGGACGCCUGGAUCAGCUCAUCUACAUCCCCUUGCCCGAUGACAAGUCUCGCAUAGCUAUUCUCCAAGCCAACUUGCGAAAGUCACCUAUCGCCAAGGUCAGUGAAAGCCAGGACUGAACACAGGGGAAGGGAGGUGAAACAGCAUGGGAAGUAGAUAGUAGAAAUGGGGAUAGGAUUCUGAGACCACAUCCUGGCCUCCACCACCACAGUCUUCCAACAGAGGAGGAUGUAUUGCACGAAAGGUAUGUUUAUCUUCUUCAAACAGGGAAUGUUUUUUCUGUGUUGGCAGGAUCUUUCCAGUAAGCUCAUGUUAUCUUUCUCCAACAGGAUGUGGAUUUAAAUUACUUGGCCAAGAUCACACAUGGCUUCUCAGGUGCUGACCUCACUGAAAUAUGCCAGCGUGCCUGCAAACUGGCCAUCCGUGAGGCCAUCGAGAUGGAGAUCAAGGCAGAACGGGAGCGUCAGCGUCAUAAAUGUGCCGCCAUGGUAUGGUAGCGAGACUUCCCCACAUCCCAACAGGGCCAGGCAGGAUUCCUUCCAUUGCCUCAUGCCCUGUUCUUCCCCAUAGUAACAUAUUCUGCAUAGUAUUCUGGGAACUUUAUGGCCACCCCCCAUCGUGGGGCCACAGUCUCCUCGAUUGCAUUGAUCUCACAGGGCUUUGGAGCUUGUAAGGAUGCAGCUCUACAACAUUUCCCCCCCCGCCUGCCUUUUUGUGAUAGGAUGACGAUUAUGACCCCGUGCCAGAGAUCCGACGCGAUCACUUUGAGGAAGCAAUGCGCUUUGCACGCCGCUCUGUCAGUGAUAAUGACAUACGCAAGUAUGAGAUGUUUGCCCAAACAUUACAGCAAAGCCGUGGCUUUGGCAACUUCAGGUAAUGUUGGAGAACUUUUUGCUUCCUCUGCCCCAAGCUAGAGUUUCACUUCAGUGCAGUGGACAGGCCCUGGGUGAGGAACUUGGCCCCACAGAUGUUGUUUGACCAGAACUCCCAUGGCUGGGAUUAGUGAAGGCUGAAGUUCAACAACAUUCCUAGGUUCCCCUUUCCUAGGAUAGGGGGAAAUUUGUUCUUUGAAACAAGAUACAGGAAUCUCAGCUUGACUCUACUAUGUAGCUUGACUCUCUACUAUCUACCUUGUCACUCUGCUAACUUUUCUAAGUUGCUUUGGGUUGCCUUGGGCAGGAUAAAGUGACUAACAAAUUAAAUAAAUUAAAUAAUAACAGUACUAUCAAGAUUUCCGAGGGUUGCAUUCCAUCAUCCCAACCAACUGAAAAUAAUACUUUUUAUUAUUAAGUAUAUGACCCAGUGAGGGCUCUCAAGUUAGUUUAAGAUGUUAAAUUCCAUAUACAAAAUAAAGGGUACCAUUCAAAAUAAGUGCAAUAGAAUUAAACACACACACACUAGCUAAAAUAAACAAAAGACCAUUCAAAAACAGCAUUGCCCUGACCCAGCUAUGGAGAUCCACAGGCGGUACCUGCAGACUCUGAAUUGCAGGUAUAAAUUAGAAGUGCAUUCAGAUGCACAUUAGAAUUAGCACCCGAGUGAGGAUACAGUCCCUCCAUAUUGCAUUACUUUAAACGGGAUGGGUUUUUAUGUGCAUUGGGAUGUGCAUCACAUCCACAUUAUUUUAACACCUUGUUUAUGUAGAGUACAACCAGAUCAGUGCCCACAUUCAUAAAACAGAAUAACCCAACUUUCUCUUGCAUGAAACCAAGGCCAUUCUUUAUCUCCACAGGUUUCCAUCUGGAAAGCAGAGCACCAGUGGAGAGGGAAACAGUGGAAGCAGCAGUGGCCAAGGAAGCCUCUUCCAAGAGGAGGGCGAUGAUGAUCUUUACAACUGAUUGUGCAGGAAAUGCCUCCUUUUUGCUGGCAUCAUUUACCCUGUAUUCUCAUAGUUAUUGUGCUCUUUAAUGUCAGGGCUGGUGCUUGAGCCCCAACUCCUACCCUCAUCCUUGUAUGUGGAAUCUGAGCUACCAGAGGCAAACUCCUCGUCCCUGAUUUGGGGGCCAGAUGCCUCUUUCAGUGUUUGUGCCUGUCUCGGCCACUACCAGGAACCUCAUGGCACCAACAGCCCUUGCAUUUGUUGGGUGUCCAAGGCAAUACCCAUGGAAGUCACCAGGGGGCAGCAAAAGCCUAAGCAGCUGCUGGAUCAGAGGCAAAGGUCCAUCUAGUCUGGCAUUCCGUUUCCGCCAACCAGCCAGAUGCCUCACAGGGUGCAAAGCUGCCCACUUAUCCCUUGAUCUCAUCUCAAACUGUCCCAAGCUGGUGCCUGCACCUUGUAGUAUAUGUAUUGAUGGCUCCCACUUUUUUAGAAACCAGGGAACAGGAGGAUCCUUUUGCAAGCCGACCCAGCCUGCUCCCAUUAGUCCUUUCUUAUUCCACAGCAAAGACAGCUUUUGAAGUCUGCAGUUAUGCAUGAAGCCAAUGAACUCCAGUUUGUGAUACCAGUUGACAGAGAUUUCUGGAUGUCUUAAUAAACUGAAAGUGCAUGCCCCUUAUACUGGGAGGAAUUUUAUAAAAGCCUGAAGUGUAAUGUCUUGUGUGUGCAGACUUCACAUCUGCAGGGGCUGGAAUGGCUUGGGGCAGCAAGCUCCAGAAUUGAACAGGCAGGGCAUGUUGGCAGACAGAGAGGGAUCUAUGAUUCUGCUACUAAUUCCCAUCUAUGCUGGGAAAACGUUAAACUUUCCCUUCUCCUGUUGUGCACAUUUGCCAUAUUUCAGCCAGGUUUCCAGAGGCCCAAUCACACAUGCCCCAUAGUCAUCAAGUAGUUCUAGGAAGAGGCAAGGACAGGCAGAGCAGAGAAAUCACAGAGUGGGAAAAGAGUAAACACACUAUGAGAUAAAUGGAGAACUCUGCCUACCAGAUUAGUAGGGCUGACAGAGCCAGCUGACAGCAGGAAUGCUGGGAUUUAGUCAGUGGCAUGAAGACAAUAAAGUGCCAUAGGACAGAAUGCUCCACAAAAAUACUUUAUUGUAGAAUAGUCAGCGCCAAUCAACAGCUCUCUCAGGCCAGAGCACCAACAAGCAGUAGCCUAGAUCCCCUGCCUGCAUGAUCCCUGCAGAACAAGCUUCUCAGGAUUUUCCCACUGUCCCCUGAAAGUCCCCGGAGGACCAUUAUCCUAAGUCCAGAGCAUAACAGCAGCUGGAGGCACCCCACUUAUGGUCUGUUGGCUAGUCCCACCUACCUCUCCAGUACAGUAGACUACACUGCAGGGCCUUUGGCAGCCUCCCAUCUAAUUGGAAUUCAUGGUAAGCCAGAUAGGCUUCCAUCUGCCUGGUGCUCCGCCAACUCUUUCCUGUCUAUGGAAGUAGCUCACUUAUAAGUGCUCAGUUCCAGGAGGAGCUUCCUCGUUUCCCAUUGAGGGUGGGAAGCUGUGUGGAAGAGCUUUUGGUUAUCACAUUUCCAACCCUCUCACCCCAUUGAGCAUCCCCAUUUGCAUGCAGGGGUUCCCUGGAAUGACCAAGUUUAUAUCUAAAUUAAAUGCUGUCCUGAGUCAUCAUUACCCUGUGCCCUAGUUCUGCUCUCCUGUUUUAGGAAAGGACAUUAUGCAGGGAUUAUGUUUUUUCUUGGACAGAUAUGCUGCUGCCUCUGAGGAAGGGUGCCGAUUUAUGUAUGUGUUCCUUUGCACGGCACUGAACUGCAGCAGCCUCUAGAGUGGGAUGUGGAAAGAACAUUGUGGGCCCAGAGUGUCCAGGUCACCGCGGAUUAAACAUAAUGCUGUAUAUCAACUGCAGCUGGAUAAUAAAAUGCCUAAACCAAAUUAUCC
Messenger RNA from Podarcis lilfordi (Lilford's wall lizard), 19075 nucleotides. NCBI's taxonomy places the organism in Eukaryota, Metazoa, Chordata, Lepidosauria, Squamata, Lacertidae. The record is from the annotation of a GenBank genome assembly.